AUGUUUUCGGCUUUUGGUCAACCAACGCGGAGUCCUUCUCCAGCGUUCAAUCCUUUCGCAACUAAGUCUGAAGACAAAGGAAGCGCAUUCGGUCUUGACGGCGCGAGCGAUUCUUCCAAGACGAAACGGAAUAAACGAGCAUCAGCAUUUGGUGACCAUAGCGACAGCGAAGCGAAGUGGAAGGUCAAGACCGGUUUUAAGGGAAAAGAUGCCAAUAUGAGUGACGGAGGCGGUAGGCUCAACCCCCGUAAAGGUGACGACAAGAAGAAGAUCAGCGGUUCAAAGAAAAAUCCAUUCGGUGCUGCCCCUUCUACCAAGAAUUCUGCAGGUCAAAACGCGCGCAACAAUGGCUCUAACCCAUUCGCGACAACGCGUGAUGAAUCGCGACCAACCUCGCCAUCAAGCGUCGACACCCAGGAUGAUCACAUCCCCGAAGCCCACCAUUCCGAUGACCCUCAUGCCAAAAGAGUAUACGAGCAGUUGCGGAAAGAUGGUAUUUACCCUCCUCAAUGGCCGUCUCAACCUGGAAACCCUAAGAACAAGGGCGAGGUCUCAAAAUUUCGCGAGAAAUACGAAACCUACCGCAGUAAGGCACGCGCCUCACUCACAAAGGCUGGCCUAAUCGACGACCCGGAAAAGCGAAAGACACUUCAAGAUGCGAUCGACUUCAAGGGUAUCUGUGAGGAUAUGUGCCCCGAGUACGAAAAGAUCACGCGAAUCAACGAGAUGGAUGUUCAUCAGCCCGAGAAAAAUCCCAAAACAACGUUUGCCAACACAAAUCGCAUGAUCAAGAAGCUUGCCCGUUCCGCUGCUGGUCAAGAGGCGCCUCUUCCCAUGGAUGUUCGAUCGAUCCCGGCUCUCAAAAGGACUUUGGAUUAUCUUAUUGAUGAUCUAUUACGCGAAGACAGAAAACUACCAGGUUUGCAUGGCUUCCUUUGGGACAGAACACGAGCGAUCCGCCGAGACUUUACCUUCUUCUCGUCUCUUACACCUGAUGAAAUGAAACUGCAAGUCUAUGUUUUAGAGAAUAUUGCUAGGUUUCAUGUCACAGCACUGCAUCUCCUCACCCAAGAGGGUAAAGCACCCGAAGAUUUUGUGGAACAACAAGAAUUAGAACAGCUUGGAAAGGCUCUGCUAUCUCUCCGUGAUGCCUAUGACGACUGUAACGAUCAAGGCAUCCGCUGCGAAAACGAACCCGAAUUCCGAGCAUACUAUCUCAUAUUCCAUGCAUACGACUCAAAUAUUAUCGAAACUCUCCAGCGCCAAUGGAAGCCAAAUCUUUGGAGGGACUCUGAUGAGGUUCGCACAGCAGUGUCGCUGGUCGAGGCUCUUCAGAACACCCAAGAUUUUCAUGGGCCCCUCAAGGACGCACCAUCAUUAGCUGCAUCAUCAGCAUACCAAUCAUAUUUCCGAAUCGUCGAGGAUCCCAAAGUUUCUUACACAAUGGCCUGCUUCGCAGAAUGCCAUUUUCCCAGACUCCGCCGUUGUAUCCUAUCUGCUAUAAAACGAGGUCUUGCUAGGCCUCGCGAGACUUCCAAGGAUGUCACAGCUGCUGAGCUGAACAAAUUCCUUCGCUUCGAUACUGUUGAGCAGGCAAUUGAUUUUGCAGAGCUUCAUAAUAUUGAAUUCGGCGAAUGCGAAGAAGAUCCUUCUGAUCUUGGCCGUCAAUACGCAAAGCUAGACAGUCGAGUUUCAUUACCUCACCUUCGACUACAACAUCAAUUCUCUCACAAUCUGGUUGAAAAGAAGCGCGGCUCAAAAACACUUCCUCAGCUUAUUCACGAGACUGUAUAUGAAGAUACGACUCUUGCCAAACCUGCAACUAACGGAUUUGCUGGAGCAAGUGCUUUCACACCAAGUACUCAAGCUACGAACAAACCUUCGAUCCCUACUGGACCCAAAUCGACAUCGCCGAGUCCCUUUGCAUUGCCCAGUGCAUCUGGUGGAUCUUUGGGAAAUAACAAGGCUGUUAACGGCACCUCAGGGACUACAUUCAACGGAACCACACCCACGAACGGCUUUGCUGUGCAACAACCAAUAUCACAAAAAAGUCCUUUUGUUUCAGUUCUGGCUACCACGGCCAAACAGCCUGUUGGCAAUCCAUUUGCACCAGCUACUUCUGCAUCUAAGCCGUCACUGCCUGGCAGCGCCCCUGCUAAAACAGAUACCGGCUCCCAGCAGACACAAGCUCUUGGAACAGCGCAACCUUUGAACCCCUUUGCCUCUUCAUUCAAACCACCAACCACCAUAGAUGAGCCAGCAACGCCCAGCCCGUUCGGCCAACCUUUCACCUCCGCAAGUCAAGAGACUGGACCGGCAACAAAACCGACGUUUUCCUUCCCACCGGUCAAACCUGCAGUCUCGGCGACCGAAACCGCUUCCAGUAAGGAGUUGACAGACAAACCACAGAACCAAGCUACAACAACCGAGUCGAAAAAACCACCUACCAUCAACUUCAUCCCUCCUACCCCUCAACUACCUUCAUUCCCCUCUAAUACUGCAAUUCAACCACCAAAUCCAUUAAAAUCGAGCGCCAGUAACAGCGCUACACAACCAGCACCCACAACAGGGCUUGGCUCGGCCAAAUCUGUGCCAAGGAACGAAGAAGUACCUAAGCCAGCAACAAGUAUUCUUGGCUCACAGCCGCCUGCUGCGUCAACACCUCAAUUCUCGUUCCCAUCCAUUGGAACACCAGCUUUCCCGGCACCUCCCAAGAGCAGCGAUGUAUCUCCACCCUCGACGGUCCUGGCAACCGUUCAACCACCAAAAGAGCCCAGCCCUCCUCCGGCACUGCCAGCUCCACCACGUGAUCUUCUUGAUGACUUCACUAAGUGGUUUGUUGUGGGUGAUAACGGACUCAUGGACGAGUUUCAAGCAUUCAUGUUAGACAACAUUCUCCAAGGUGUAUAUCGAAAAUAUAUUCGAGACGAAGAAGCAAAGAGAAAAAAGGAGGAGGAAGAACAAGCCUGUGCAAAGGCGGAGCAAUUCCGUGUCUAUAACCUAUCAGUCAAGUACUUCUAUCGUUGGAAGGAGAUUGCACGCGAUCGACGCCUGAGUCAGCUUCGUCGCAGUGGCCGAGAACAAAUGAGAGCCUACUACGAGGAACAACGAGCAGCGCAGGCAAAGGCUCAGAAAGACGCUGCUCGUAGAGCGGCCCGUGAAAAGGCUGAGAUCGCGGAAUUGAACCGAUCGGAAGAGUUGAAGGACUUUCUCAAGCACAAAAAGCCCAGCAAACGUCGCCAAGCAGAAGAGGAGAAUGCCCUACUCGCUUCUGGUGUUUUAUCCGGAAUCGACAACGAACAAGAAGCUAUCACCAGGAUCGUGCGUAGAGCGCCAUCUGUUGCUAGUUCUGCCUCAAGUAAGCAGUCCAGCGCAUCGUUCUCAAGAGGUGGCUCCAAAACCAGGGCUCUUCGGCAACAGUUCGCUGGCGACCAACAUGCCGCCUUCAGGCGCUCACUGCCUCCUAUGGCCUCAAGAAAUACCUCAAGCCCCGAACCCGGCAAUCGUGUCAGUAGGGUCUCCGAACGCUGGCGUCUCAAAGCUAUGGGUAUUGUUCAAUUGCCUGAUGGCACGGCUGUGCCCGACUCAAUAGCAAAUGAGAUGCACCACGAUAAAAAGAGACUUGGUGUUAGUACAAUGGGCCCCCCCAGUAGCUACCCCAUCCGCCGAGCUUCCGGAGGCGAUUUCGCACGCUCAGAAACACGGCACCGCAUUUCCAGCUCACACGAUACAAUCGACACCAGCGAAUCUGACAGUGGCGCCACCAAAAACAAGAGAAAACGUACAACUGAAGACGAGGACGAAACUACCCAAGAACGGCAAGCAAAAUCCAGCUCACAUAAAAGGGUCAUGAGCGAUGCGCAAAAUCUUAUCAACGAACUCCGCUCUAUGAGAGAAGAGAUAGAAGAAGGCGCAACAUGGUUCAAAGGUCAGAAUGACAGGCUACAAAGCGAGUUGAUUAGCAGAAGCUCGACGCCCUGGGAUCAAGACGUUUGA
This is a messenger RNA of Fusarium poae, 3996 nucleotides long. RefSeq lists its product as uncharacterized. Bases 1 to 3996 code for a protein of 1331 amino acids. Gene Ontology annotation, biological process: mRNA export from nucleus. The record is from RefSeq and is a predicted model, not a curated record. Gene Ontology annotation, cellular component: nucleus; cytoplasm; transcription export complex 2. The transcript has 2 exons. NCBI's taxonomy places the organism in Eukaryota, Fungi, Ascomycota, Sordariomycetes, Hypocreales, Nectriaceae.